Molecule: messenger RNA, 1116 nt
Organism: Penicillium bovifimosum
Lineage: Eukaryota; Fungi; Ascomycota; Eurotiomycetes; Eurotiales; Aspergillaceae
Exons: 3
Coding region: 1-1116 (371 amino acids)
Source: RefSeq, a predicted model, not a curated record
AUGCCGCCGAAUACUCUUGGCCCAGCCCUGGAAAAGGGGAUCUGGGUGGCAGUGGUCAUCGCUGCGGUGAUUGUGGUGUUACGAGUCUUUGCCAAAUUUCAAAUCAAACGUGUUGGUAUUGACGAUGGCUUGAUGAUUCUCGCCGAGCUCUUGGCUAUCGCGUCGACAGUAUUCUUGUCCUUAUCGGUCAAACAUGGAUUCGGGACAGACCUUUAUAGCAUGCCACGGAAGGACCUGCAAGAUGUCCUCAAGUAUAUCGCGAUUCAGGUGCCACUCGUCACACUCAGCACCACUUUCGCGCGCUCCGCAUUCAUUCUUUACCUUCUUCCUCUCCUCGGAACGAACAAGUAUCACCAGGCCGCCCUUUGGACUGUUUUGAUUAUACAGUUCGGCGCCAAUGUCGCAUCCGCAGUGCUACCACUGAGCAUCUGUCGCGAUGUUGCUGCGCUCUGGGACGCAGAGGUCGCGGCCACAACGAGCUGCGGUGACUCCGAUGCAGUGUUUAGAUUCGCAUACUUUUCCAACACAUUCAACUCAGCUACGGAUUUGUUCUUGGCUGUCUUUCCCGCAGUGGUAUUCUGGAAUUUGAAUUUGAGGCUGAGGAUCAAGAUUGGUUUGAUCAUCCUUCUCAGUCUGGGUGUCUUUGCUAUGGUUGCGUCCAUUAUCAAGACUACCAAACUCAACUCUGUGCCCAGCAUUACAAACAUGGGUGCCGCUGGCGGCAUCGAGCUCAUCCGCUGGGGAUACAUCGAAAACGUCAUUAUCAUCAUCACCUCCUCUAUCCCCUGUAUCCGUCCCCUGGUGAUUUCCUCUGUGCGAAAAAUUUCCAGUGGGAAGUUCACGCAUACCGAUGAACCUAGUACGCCAGCUGGUGGCAGUCCAUCCGUGGGCCCUAAGGAGGCUAAAGAGUCACCCCACGCCCGUGGCUUCGACCCCGAUGUUGAGGACAGUAGCGUUGAUCGCAUUCUGGAUGAUACUCGGAGUGUACAUACUAGUACAUCUGUUGAAGGUGCUGAAUCUCCUAGUUUCGAGUCUCCGGACUUUAAGAAGGAUGCUGGGAUUUCAGUUAUCACAGGUGCUGGCCAGUCUGUGACUGAGCCCAGGAGCAAUCUUUGA